AUGGAUUGCUGCGUGCUCCAGAUCACCGGGCUCAUUUUCGGUGGUGUGGGCAUGGUGGGCACCUUGGCAGCCACGGCCAUGCCCCAGUGGAGGGUCUCGGCCUACGUGGACGGCAACAUCGUGGUGUUUGAGACCAUCUGGGAGGGGCUGUGGAUGGACUGCAUCAGCCAGCUGGGCCUCAGGCUGCAGUGCAAGUUCUACGACUCGGUGCUGGCGCUGCCGCCGCCGCUCGAGGCCUUGCGGGCCCUGAUGUGCCUGGCCGUGGGGCUGGCCGUGCUCUCCUUCCUCACGGCCGUGGCGGGGGUCAAGUACUCCCAGGGCGGCCGGGAGGGGCCCCGGGCCGUCAGCAGCCUCAUCCUGGCGGCCGGGGUCGCCUUUCUGCUGACGGGCACCCUGGCGCUGAUCCCGGUGUCCUGGACCGGCGGCAGCAUCGUCCGGGAUUUCUACGACGGCCGGGUGCCGGCGCCGCUGAAGCGGGAGCUGGGGGCAGCCCUGUACGUGGGCUGGGGCAGCGGUGCCCUGCUGCUGGCCGCAGGAGCCAUGUACUGCCACGUGUGGUGCCGGGCUGGGCCGCCCGCCGGCCACCGAUACCCCCGGCUGGCCCGGGCGGGAGGGCCGGCCCCGGGUGCCCGUGCCUAUGUCUAG
This is a messenger RNA of Pseudopodoces humilis (Tibetan ground-tit), 645 nucleotides long. NCBI's taxonomy places the organism in Eukaryota, Metazoa, Chordata, Aves, Passeriformes, Paridae. The record is from RefSeq and is a predicted model, not a curated record.